Messenger RNA from Ophidiomyces ophidiicola, 1239 nucleotides. RefSeq names its product alpha 1,2-mannosyltransferase 2.4.1 (gene KRE2). Gene Ontology annotation, biological process: cell wall mannoprotein biosynthetic process; protein O-linked glycosylation; protein N-linked glycosylation. The transcript is spliced from 4 exons. Bases 1 to 1239 code for a protein of 412 amino acids. Gene Ontology annotation, molecular function: alpha-1,2-mannosyltransferase activity. Lineage: Eukaryota; Fungi; Ascomycota; Eurotiomycetes; Onygenales; Onygenaceae. The record is from RefSeq and is a predicted model, not a curated record. Gene Ontology annotation, cellular component: membrane; Golgi apparatus.
AUGUCGGGAAAAUACAUACGCGCAAGGCUGAUUAUCGAUAAGGGAAUCGCGGUCCUACAUUUCAUCGCUUCAUCGAUUCCCGGGCCGGACUCGCUCAUUUCCACCGCAAAGCCACGCCCUACAGUUCAACAUAGUGGCUCCCCCCCGAAACCCAACAAGAACGGCGAAUUACAUAUACAAACCGCUCACUUACCCGCAAAGACACCCGCAAUUAGUCUUGCCCCUCCUCCUAAAACCAAUGAGCCGGCUGGAACCGCGGGCUCUGAUCGCGCGAAUGCUACAUUCGUCUCUCUGGUCAGGGACUCGGAUCUCUGGGAUAUGAUACAUUCCAUUCGACAGAUUGAAGACCGGUUUAAUCGGAACUACCAUUACGACUGGGUUUUUCUCAACGAUGGUGACUUCAGUGAAGAAUUUAAGAAACUUACCUCUAGUUUCGUCUCAGGCAAAGCUCAUUACGGUAAAAUCCCGACAGAGCACUGGUCGUACCCCGAAUGGAUCGACCAAACUAAGGCUGCUGAGGCACGUAGAAUAAUGGAAGAGAAGAAGAUUAUCUACGGCGGUUCGUCGAGCUACAGACACAUGUGUCGCUACGAAUCCGGCUUCUUUUUCAGACAUGAACUUAUGCUGAAUUACGAUUACUAUUGGCGUGUAGAACCCAGUGUCAAAUACUUCUGUGAUGUUGGGUUCGAUGCUUUCAAGUUUAUGAGGGAUAACAAGAAAAAAUACAGCUUUGUACUCAGUUUGCAUGAAUAUAAAGAAACUGUCCUAACGCUAUGGGAUAGUGUCAAAAAGUUCAUGGAGAAACACCCUGAGCAUAUUGUUGAGGGAAACAACAUGGAGUUUGUGACAGAGGAUGGGGGUAAAACUUAUAACAUGUGCCAUUUCUGGUCCAAUUUUGAAAUUGGCGAUUUGAACUGGCUCCGUUCUAAGGCAUACUUGGAUUAUUUUGAAUCUCUUGACAGAGAUGGUGGUUUUUUCUACGAAAGAUGGGGCGAUGCGCCUGUGCAUUCCAUUGCUGCAUCGUUGUUGUUAAAGAAGGAGGAAGUCCAUUUCUUCGAUGAAAUUGGGUACUACCAUGUCCCUUUUACGCACUGCCCAACUGGCCUGGACAGAAAAAUGAAAUUAAAAUGCUCGUGCCAGUCGAAGGAUAAUUUUGAUUGGAAAGGUCAUUCAUGCACAACUCGAUUCCAUGACCUUCUUAAGCUGCAGAAGCCCAAAGGGUUUGAACAAGAAAUGUAA